AAAGUGAAAGUAUUUUUUUUUCUUUUUCACAGCAGCCAUGUCAGCUACGUACCCUGUGAACGAGCUCCGGGAUGAGCUGGUUUGUCCCAUCUGCCUGGAGCCCUUUAAAGACCCAGUGAUUCUAGACUGUGAGCACAAUUUCUGCCAAGCCUGUAUAACCGACUGCUGGGAGGCGUCGGGCACAGGAGUUUGUCCCCAGUGCAGGAGGAAAUCUUUCCCUGAGAGCGAGCUGAGGCCUAACAAGCAACUGAAGGUGGUGGUGGACGUAGCAAGACGCCUACAAGUAGAAUGCGAGAAACACGAAGAAGUUUUCAGUCUCUUCUGCAAGCAGGACCGGACCCUCCUCUGCAAUGUUUGCAGACUGUCUCGAGAACACAAAGCUCACACAGUCAUUCCCAUCGAGGCAGCUGCAGAGGCGUUUAAGGAGCAGCUUCUGAGUCAUCGGGAUCGUGUUCAGUGUGUGAGAGACGAGCGAGGGAGACGGGUAGCUGCUGAAGAAAGGGAAUAUCAAAUUCUACUGAAACAGCUAGAACGCCAGAAGCAGGAGAUUGCAUCUGAAUUCAAGCAAGUGCGUCAUGUUUUGAAGCAGGGAGAGCAACUCAUGCGUAACCACGUGGAAGGCACCAUACAGGACCUUAGGAAGACAAGGAAUAAAAAUACUAAGGGGCUAUUACUGCUCGAUAACCACAUUGCUGAGAUAAAUCAGACGUGCCAGCAGCCGGUGAAUGAACUCCUCAAGGACAUUGGCAGCACCUUAAGCAGGUGUGAGCAGGUGAAAGGUGAAGAGGAGGCGCCUGUUGAUUCUUUGACUGAGCUGGAGAGCAGAGUGCAGGCUGUCUCUGAAAGCCAGAAAGUUCUAUGUGAUCUGCUGAAGACUUUCAGAGUGGAAUUGGCUCCAGAAUUGGGUCCUCUUGAAAACGUCUCGUCGGAGGUUCAGAGACAAGUGAGUGGUGAAGACCCAACAGAGGAUGUUCCCGAGAACUUUAAACAAGAGGACACUUCUGUUUGCCUGCUGGACCGUGAGGAUGACGAAUGUACCUCAGACAGUUGUGAGGAGCAAGAAGUUCUCCCUAUUGACAAACAGAAUAAUUCAACUGACUUCACAAAUGUUGAGCCAAAGAAAAUCAUAGGUCACUGGUUUGACUCCAAGGUCAGGAGAUGUGGUGCAUGGAAAAUCAUAGCUCCUGUCGUAGUUGCAGUUCUACUUGCAGUUCUCCUUAUCGCAGUGAUUAUCUGGUCAGUGUCAAAGGACAGUGUGACCCCUCCCGACAGCCCUGCCGCCUGCUGCCCUGAAAAGUGGAUUGGGUACCAAGGAAAAUGCUACCUUUUCUCUGAGGAUGAAGCAAACUGGACCUCGAGCCAACAUUUCUGCUCUUCCCCUGGUGCCUCCUUGGCUUGGCUUGACACCCUGCAGGAAAAGGAUUUCUUGAUGCAACACAAAGUCUACCCUGAUGCCUGGAUCGGCCUUAGAAGGGAACCGGGCCAGCCCUGGAAGUGGCCCAAUGGCUCGGUAUUCAACGACCUGUUUCAAAUAGGAGAAGGAGGAGAAUGCGCCUAUAUAUACAAAAACACCAUCAGCAGUUCAAGGUGCUACACAAAGAGGAACUGCAUCUGUAGCAAACCUGAUGAAUUUGCAAAGAGAAAGAUUGCUUAAGAACUACAGUGUUGGAGAAAAACAGUUUUUACUUUUUUGGUUGGGUACAACAAAGUCAGAUACUUAAUUUUUUUAAGCAAUUGCGUAAAGGGAGAGAGUGCACUAGGACACAGGGUCUUUUUCUUCUAGGCAGGUUUUUUAAAGAUAAACAAUU
Chrysemys picta bellii (western painted turtle) is the source of this 1808-nucleotide messenger RNA. NCBI's taxonomy places the organism in Eukaryota, Metazoa, Chordata, Testudines, Emydidae. The record is from RefSeq and is a predicted model, not a curated record.